AUGGCCGAAGACACUGCUUCCAAAUAUUGGAACGAAAGAGUCUACUUUUGGGGAUUAAGACGCAAAGACAUCUUCUUAUUUGAAAUUUAUGCCACGACAAUUCUCCUGGGAACUAUAUAUGGUGGAUUCCUUGAUAAAUCCAAAAUCACAAACUACUUUGGCAAUUCAAAAAACUUGAUUAAUAUUUUGUUUGUAAAGAAAGGAUGGUUUUGGACUACCGUCGUAUAUUUUUCACAUAUAUGGAAUCAAAGAAGUAAACGGUUCGGACACAAACUUAUAAUUCGUUAUAUAUUGGCUACACUUUGGUGGUUUCUUGUUACACAAUGGUUUGUUGGUCCAAGUCUGAUUGAUCGGGCGUUCGCCUUGACGGGAGGGUCUUGUAUGGACUUUGAUAUCGGAAGUAUUACUUUUCACCCGAAAACUGCGACUCACUGUAAAAGCGCAAAGGGAUUCUGGACCGGCGGCCAUGAUUUAUCCGGUCAUGUAUUUUUAUUGACUCAUUCCAGUCUUUUCAUGCUCGCAGAAAGCUUUGAUUACUUCAACCAUUACGGUUUUAAAUCUACAUCGACAAAGCUUUUGUCUGGUUUGUUAUGCUUAUGGUGGUGGAUGUUGUUUGUUACAACAGCUUAUUACCAUACUACGCUUGAAAAGUUUACUGGAUUUUUUUCAGGAAUCCUGGAAUGGGCCGUUGUCUAUGUCUUCUUUCCACGGUUUCCUACGAUUUCGUCGAUUAUAGGAUCUCCUGAAGACUCACACUCUAAUGCUUAUACCUUUUAUUACUAG
Molecule: messenger RNA, 783 nt
Organism: Schizosaccharomyces cryophilus OY26
Lineage: Eukaryota; Fungi; Ascomycota; Schizosaccharomycetes; Schizosaccharomycetales; Schizosaccharomycetaceae
Product: phosphoinositide biosynthesis protein
Exons: 2
Coding region: 1-783 (260 amino acids)
Biological process (GO): phospholipid biosynthetic process; lipid droplet organization; lipid storage
Cellular component (GO): endoplasmic reticulum membrane
Source: RefSeq, a predicted model, not a curated record